Habropoda laboriosa is the source of this 2236-nucleotide messenger RNA. It is a transcript of the gene Smox, whose product is annotated as mothers against decapentaplegic homolog 3. Gene Ontology annotation, biological process: BMP signaling pathway; cell differentiation; anatomical structure morphogenesis. Gene Ontology annotation, molecular function: I-SMAD binding; RNA polymerase II cis-regulatory region sequence-specific DNA binding; DNA-binding transcription factor activity, RNA polymerase II-specific. The transcript has 7 exons. The coding region runs from base 166 to 1674 and encodes 502 amino acids. Gene Ontology annotation, cellular component: heteromeric SMAD protein complex. NCBI's taxonomy places the organism in Eukaryota, Metazoa, Arthropoda, Insecta, Hymenoptera, Apidae. The record is from RefSeq and is a predicted model, not a curated record.
UGAGAAAUUCGUGUUCAUCAAGAUUUAACAGUUCACGGUAAACGUUAAUCGCACAGUAACGCUACGUAGGGUUACGUAGCUAAGAUUGUGAGUGAGCAUUCGUUCGUGUCGUGGCACGUCGAGGCAGCCCGAUGCAGGUCGCGCGCAAUUCUUGUAGCGCAAAUCAUGACUUCGAUGCUGUCCAGCUUUAACCCGCCUAUCGUUAAGCGAUUGUUGGGUUGGAAAAAAGCCGAAGGAGAAGACAAAUGGAGUGAAAAAGCCGUUAAAAGUCUGGUUAAAAAGUUAAAAAAGUCCACUGGCCUCGACGAACUCGAGAAGGCCAUUACUACGCAAAGUUGCAACACUAAGUGCAUUACUAUACCAAGGCCUAGUCCAGGCGGUGUCGGUGACAACGGUGUCCAAGGAGUACGCGGUAAAGGCCUGCCGCACGUGAUCUACUGCCGACUUUGGCGCUGGCCGGAUUUGCAGUCGCACCACGAACUAAGGGCGAUCGAGCAUUGCGAGUACGCGUUCACGCAGAAACGGGACGAAGUCUGCGUCAACCCGUACCAUUAUCAACGAAUACAAACACCAGUUUUGCCAGCCAUUCUCGUGCCACGACAUAACUUAGCUGGAGACGAGCCUGUACUUUACAACACUUCCCUCGAAGAGCUCAGCGUUAGCGUGCCAGAAAACACGAGCUUCCACGCAACGUUGAAUCAUCAGCAUCACAAUCAACAGAGUAUACCGCAGUCACCGCAACAGCAGCAACAACAGCAGCAACAGCAGCAGCAACAACAGCAGCAGCAGCAGCAACAGCAGCAACAACAACAACAACAACAGCAGCCGCAGCAGCAGCAACCGAAUAACCCAUAUCAAGGAAUGCAGAGUAUGCCUGCAACGAGUCCGGCUAGCGUCGGGAGUCUAGGAAGCGUUCAGGGUUCACCACAUCCGGCGCCUGGAUCCAUGGAUCCUCCUGCCGAUACACCUCCUCCAGGAUAUAUAAGCGAAGAUGGCGAUAACAUGGAUCACAACGACAACAUGUCUUUGUCGCGUUUGUCUCCCAGUCCCGUCGAUGCACAACCUGUCAUGUAUUGCGAACCAGCGUUUUGGUGUUCGAUAAGUUAUUACGAAUUAAAUACGAGAGUAGGCGAAACGUUUCACGCGUCGCAACCGAGCAUAACGGUGGACGGAUUCACCGAUCCUAGCAACUCUGAACGUUUCUGUCUGGGUUUACUGUCGAACGUUAAUCGGAACACCGUCGUCGAACAGACGAGACGACACAUCGGUAAAGGAGCUAGACUUUAUUACAUUGGCGGAGAGGUGUUUGCCGAGUGUUUGUCCGAUUCGAGCAUUUUUGUACAAAGUCCCAAUUGUAAUCAACGUUACGGUUGGCAUCCAGCUACAGUUUGUAAAAUACCACCUGGCUGCAAUUUGAAGAUCUUCAAUAACCAGGAGUUCGCGGCACUGUUGUCGCAAUCGGUUUCCCAAGGAUUCGAAGCGGUAUACCAAUUGACUCGGAUGUGCACGAUCAGAAUGAGCUUCGUAAAGGGUUGGGGAGCGGCGUAUCGUCGGCAAACCGUGACAUCGACUCCUUGUUGGAUCGAGUUGCAUUUAAAUGGUCCGUUACAGUGGCUUGAUAGGGUACUCACGCAGAUGGGAUCGCCUCGUUUACCCUGUUCCUCGAUGUCAUAAGUGACAGAAAAACAGUGCAAGAAGAAAGAUGUACGAUUGCCGUUCUCGCGAAGCGCGUACCGUGUAUCCUCGCUUCGAAAGUGUUUGUAUGGAAUACAAACUACCGACUUCGUGCUUGAAGUGCCAGCAGGAAAGAAGGCAUUCGAUCGGACGGACGAAUGGAGAUGGAGAAACAGCGUUCGAUCGGCUGUAGGAACGCUCUCAAGUGCUCAAGUCGCGAUAUCUCGUCGACGUUUCGUACGUAAAGAGGAAAAGGUCGAUGUACGGGCAAAAGAGUGCAGACACAAAAUCGGUUUGCAAUAAUACACCAGUUGUCACCAGUACAGAAAACCUAUUCCCCAUUCUUCGAUAAACCGGGACAUCAUGAUCGAAAGUACCAACUAAUGAAAUAAGUAAACAUUGUUGAUACACACUUAUCGCACUCCAGUGUGUUUGUGUGUGUGUGUGUAUGUAUGUAAUGUAUGGAUGUAUGCGCGCGCACGUGCCUGUAUGUAUGCGUGGGUGGGUGGGUGGUUAGUGCUUUACGAUCCAGGGUUAUGAAUCCGACUUUAACUGAAUUAAC